Messenger RNA from Mycena indigotica, 1530 nucleotides. RefSeq names its product alpha-1,2-Mannosidase. Bases 10 to 1530 code for a protein of 506 amino acids. Gene Ontology annotation, cellular component: Golgi membrane; endoplasmic reticulum. Lineage: Eukaryota; Fungi; Basidiomycota; Agaricomycetes; Agaricales; Mycenaceae. The record is from RefSeq and is a predicted model, not a curated record. The transcript has 19 exons. Gene Ontology annotation, biological process: carbohydrate metabolic process; N-glycan processing. Gene Ontology annotation, molecular function: calcium ion binding; mannosyl-oligosaccharide 1,2-alpha-mannosidase activity.
GCUAACUCGAUGCACGUCUGGCAAUUUCUGUUCCUACCAAUAGUAUUCGGUGCCCCUACUCGUCCUGGUGUGACGGUCCAAAAAUCUGGUCUGACUGUCCCCGACGAGUACAAGCAGUUUCGUGAGGAGGUCGUGCAGAUAUUCAAGGAUAGUUACGAACCGUAUCGGAGACACGCCUUUGGACACGAUGAGCUGCGACCAGUCACCAGCAGGCCCUCGGACGAGUUUUCAGCAUGGGGCGCAACGGUAGUUGACUCUAUGAGCACAAUGAUUAUUAUGGGCCUCACGGAUUACUUCAAAGAGGCUGUUGCUCACGCCAGCUCCGUCGACUUCACUUCCACCAAAUCGUGGGGCACGGUCAGCGUGUUCGAGACCACAAUUCGAUACGUUGGCGGCCUUCUGUCUGCCUACGAGCUUAGCGAUAAGAAGCAUCCGGUCUUAUUAAGAAAAGCGCAAGAUAUUGCCGACAAAUUGGCGUAUGCCUUUGUCGGGCAAAAUGUCAUUCCCUACGGACACAUAAGCUUCUCGGACAACAACCCAAAACGGGAAACAACGAAUAUCGCGGAGGCGGGGUCGUUGAGCCUGGAGUGGGAGGUUCUAUCCAAGUACACCAAGAAUUCAACAUAUGCAAAACUUGGCGUUGGCGCUGCUCGCCAUAUAGCAACGCAAGAGGGUUGCCCAAUACCAGGCAUGGCGCCUCAAAGGAUAGACCCGGUAUCGGGCAAGUUUGCUAACCGUUAUGUGACUUGGGGUGGUGAAGCAGAUUCAUACUUCGAAUAUUUAAUCAAGUAUGCGAGGCUGAGCAAUACCAAAGACAAAGUAUUUGUCCAGACUUGGAAAACCGCCGUCGAUUCCUCGAUUCGCAAACUUCUCCGGGAUUCGAUCACCGGUGUCGGCGCGUAUCUCGGUGAAAUGGACGAGCAAGGCGAGGUUCGACAUGUGUCUUCUCACCUAUCGUGUUUCCAUGCGGGCAACUGGCUUUUAGGCGGGCGACUGUUAAAUAACGAGACACUGAUAGAGCUUGCCUCCAAGCUAAACGAUGGAUGUUGGAAUACCUACAACAGCACCUCGACUGGAAUAGGUCCCGAGUCGUUUGCAUUCGUCAGUUCUGACGGUGGGUACUCGGGCGGCGGGCACGUGUCCGAGUCCCAGCUCGAUUUUUCGAAAAAGCAUGGGUUUUACAUAACAGACCCAAAGUACAUCCUAAGACCGGAAGUUCUAGAAUCUAAUUUCCACGGCUGGCGCGUUACGGGGGACACUAAAUACUUGGAUCGUGCUGCCGCAGCCAUCAAGUCUUUCAAGAAACAUCUAAAGCUCCCAGGCAGACAAGGAUUUUCGGACAUCACGAAUGUCAAUGUGGACGGCGCUGCCCGAUAUGGUGAUAAGACAGAAAGUUUCUGGUUUGCUGAGACCCUGAAGUACUUAUACCUAACCUUUGAUGAUCCCAAGCAUAUCAGCUUAGACGACUAUGUAUUCAACACUGAAUGUCAUCCGCUCAAGGCCCCACCAGCACUUGCUUCCUACGAUUGA